AUGAACGGGACGACCCUCGACCCGGAACGGGCGCUGGCGUCCGAACCAGUGUGGGAGCGGCCCUGGUCGGUGGAGGAGAUCCGCAGGAGCAGCCAAAACUGGUCCCUGGCGGCCGACGCAGGCUUGCUACAGUUUCUACAGGAAUUUUCACAGCAGACUAUCUCUAGGACCCAUGAAAUCAAGAAACAAAUGGAUGGACUGAUUCGGGAAACUAAGGCUACAGAUUGCCGCCUGCAUAAUGUCUUCAAUGACUUCCUUAUGCUCUCAAAUACCCAGUUCAUUGAGAAUCGGGUGUAUGAUGAAGAAGUAGAGGAGCCAGUACUCAAGACUGAGCCAGAAAAAGCAGAACAGGAGAAAACCCGGGAACAAAAAGAAGUAGAUCUGAUUCCUAAAGUGCAGGAGGCUGUAAACUAUGGUUUACAAGUAUUGGACAGUGCAUUUGAGCAGCUUGAUAUUAAAGCAGGAAACUCAGACUCUGAAGAAGAAGAUGCUAAUGAGCGGCUAGAACUGAUCCUUGAACCAAAGGACCUGUACAUUGAUCGCCCCUUACCUUAUUUAAUUGGAUCGAAGCUAUUCAUGGAGCAGGAAGAUGUAGGUCUUGGAGAGCUAUCUAGUGAAGAAGGUUCAGUAGGCAGUGAUCGUGGUAGUUUUGUGGAUAGUGAAGAAGAGAAGGAAGAGGAGCAGUCAGAUGAAGACUUUACCAAUCACAGUGACAAUGAUCAAAACCGGCACACUGCACAGAUGAGCGAGGAAGAAGAGGAUGAUGAUGGCUGUGACCUUUUUGCUGACUCUGAGAAGGAGGAGGAAGAUACUGCAGAUGUUGAACAAAGUGCUAGACCUAAAAGAAGUAGACCUACAUCAUUUGCUGAUGAGUUAGCAGCACGAAUCAAAGGGGAUACCAUUGGCCAAAUAGAUGAGAGCCAAAUAACUGUGUCCUCAGGGGAUGCAAAACCGUGGAAGACAUUGAAAGAGAAGGAAAGGACAGCUCCUUCAGAUGAUGAAGAAGAAAACUUAUUUGCACCCCCUAAACUGACUGAUGAAGACUUCUCACCUUUUGGCUCUAGAGGUGGCCUAUUCAGUGGAGGGAAGGGACUUUUUGAUGAUGAGGAGGAUGAGAGUGACCUCUUCAUGGAAGCCCCUAAGGACCGGGAAGUUGCAGCCCCCGUUCAUGAAGAGUCUUCAUCUUCCAAACCUGGAAAAAAAAUCCCAGCAGGAGCUGUCUCUAUAUUUUUAGGGGAUGCUGAUGUGUUUGGUACCACCUCUCCUUCAUCCCUGAAAGAGCCUCCGAAGCCUGAGCAACCUACUGCAGGGAGAAGCCCACACCUCCCAGCUCAUACUGGCCUCUUCGAUAAUGAUGAGGAGGAUGAUGACUUUUUUACAGCACCCUGCAUCAAAUCUUCCCAGACAGACAAAGUCAAAUCCACUGCUGAUAUCUUUGAUGAUGAAGAAGAAGAUCUGUUUAAAGAAAAAGCAGCUUUGCUAGAAGCUCCUGUGAAUCACACAGAUAAAGCAGGAAAAAAGGUUACUCUGCCUUCCAGCAAACAUCUCAAGCUCUCGUCAGAAGCAAAAACUCAAAAAGGUUUAUUUUCAGAUGAGGAGGACUCUGAGGAUUUGUUUUCUUCUCAAAAUGCAAGUAAGUCAAAAGGUGCAUCUCUCCCGCCCAGCAAACUCCCCACUCCAGUCUUGCUUUUUGAUGAUGAAGAUGAAGAGGAUAACCUUUUUGGGGCUACAGUUGCUAAAAAGCAGACUUCAUCCCUGCUAACAUCAAGUCAAGAGAAAACAAAACUCUAUGAGCCCUCCAAAAAGAAAGCAUCUGCCUUACUGUUCAGCAGUGAUGAGGAGGACCAGUGGAGUAUUACUGAUUCACACACCAACACAACAUCUGACAGCAGGUCUAGAGGAGACCUUAGAGACACUGGGACCACCCAGGACCAAGAAGCUAAGAAGGCUGUGAAAAAGACCAGUCUCUUUGAAGAUGAUGAUGAAGAUGAUCUGUUUGCUAUUGCUAAAGACAGCCAAAAGAAGACCCAGAGAGUGUCACUUCUCUUUGAAGAUGAUGCUGAUAGUGGAGGCUUUCUGUUUGGUUCUCCUCCCACAUCGGUUCCUCCUGCGACAACGGAAAAAGAUACAGUUGCUCAAGCACCACCUUUGCUGUUCAGUGAUGAAGAAGAGAGGGAGGCACCAUUUAGAGUGAAGUCUGUGGAUAAGAAUGUCUGCAUUGCCGUAGGAUCAUUGGAUGUUGGGAGAGCUAAUGCAACUCAGUCAGGAAAGGAAGGACCUUUGACUAUAUCUGUUCAGGCACCAGUCAAACAUUCUGAUUUAUUUUCAUCAUCAUCUCCAUCAGAGAAAGGAGCCAAGGGUAGAACCAAAACUGUUCUUAGCUUGUUUGAUGAUGAGGACGAUAAAACUGAAGAUCAAAGCAGCACCCAAGCACCAGAGAAAGAAGUAGAAAAGAAUGUUGAUCCUGAUGCCCGCCCCAAGAGCACAGGUGUCUUUCAGGAUGAAGAACUCCUUUUCAGUCACAAACUACAAAAAGACAAUGACCCAGAUGUUGACCUUUUUGCUGGCACAAGAAAAACCAGGUUAGAACCAGCUGUUGGGAGCCUGUUUGACGAUGAUGAAGAAGAUGAUCUUUUCAGCUCUGCCAAGUCCCAACCUUUGAUACCUGAAAAGAAAAGGGAAGUGAAACGAGACCAUCCUGUGCCAUCUUUCAAGAACCAGAAACAUCCUGAAUCCACUCACGGUAUCAAAGAAAAAAACAUAAGGAAGCUGGAAACACCUCAGGACUCAUCAGGUCCCGCUCCAUUUAAAACCAAAGAACCAUCUACUCGGAUCGGGAAAAUACAAGCAAAUUUAGCCAUUAACCCAGCGUCCUUGCUGCCUGCAGCAGUUCCCCGGAUUUCUGGAGCAAAGCCUGUGUUGCCUGAAUUGGCUUUUCCUCCAUCAGAACCCAAAAGUACGGAGGCCGGCGUGAGUUUUGAUCUUCCAGCUCAGGCAGACACCUUACACAGUGCAAACAAGAGCCGAGUCAAAGUGAGAGGGAGACGCAGACCCCAGACCCGUGCAGCUCGGCGGCUGGCUGCCCAAGGGAGCAGUGAAGCAGAGGACAUGAGUGACCUCAGAGAACCAAUUUCACAGUUAAGAGAUAGCACCAUUUCACCAGAUUUCCACCAGCCACAGCCCAAGGCAGUUGGUGGAGAAGACAGCUCUGUGGCAGCUGCUACUCCACCUUUGGAAGGCGGUCCUGUGCCUGAAGUAGACAGGAGCCCCUUUGCAAAAUCUCUGGGUCAACCUCUUGAGAAUGAUCUUUUUGAUUCUGGGGAUAUCUUUUCCACGGGCACUGGAUCCCAGUCCACAGGGAGAACAAAAGCCAAGGAGAAGGCAGCAGAGUCCCCAGCUAGCCAACCGGGAAGAAGUAAAGAACAGAGGCGUAUUUUCUCAGCUCUUGAUGAGGCAGGCAGCGAUGAUGAUCUCUUUCAGUCUGUCAAACCAAAACCAGCAAAAAAAGCCAGUCCCUUUCCUCUCCUGGAAGAUGAAGAUGAUCUCUUUACAGAUAACAAAGGCAAGAAGAAUGAGUCAAAACUUCAUAGUCAGCAAGAUGUUAUAUUCAAAACACAAGAUAUUUUUGAGGAUGAUAUAUUUGCUACAGAAGCAAGUAAACCCUCACAAAAAAAGAAAGAACGAACAUUGGAAUCCAACUUAUUUGAUGAUAACAUUGAUAUCUUUGCUGACUUAACUGUAAAACCAAAAGAAAAAUCCAAAAAGAAAGUGGAAGCUAAGUCUAUAUUUGAUGAUGAUAUGGAUGAUAUCUUCUCCUCCAGUACCCAGGCCAAGACAACCAAACCAAAAAACUGGUCUGCACAGGCAGUGCCUGAACCAAGAUCUGAACACAAGGUGUCUAACAUAUUUGAUGAUCCCCUGAAUGCAUUUGGAGGCCAGUAG
Molecule: messenger RNA, 3942 nt
Organism: Orycteropus afer afer
Lineage: Eukaryota; Metazoa; Chordata; Mammalia; Tubulidentata; Orycteropodidae
Product: WASH complex subunit 2A-like
Exons: 30
Coding region: 1-3942 (1313 amino acids)
Biological process (GO): protein localization to endosome; retrograde transport, endosome to Golgi
Cellular component (GO): WASH complex; early endosome
Molecular function (GO): phosphatidylinositol phosphate binding; retromer complex binding
Source: RefSeq, a predicted model, not a curated record